Molecule: messenger RNA, 2533 nt
Organism: Nycticebus coucang (slow loris)
Lineage: Eukaryota; Metazoa; Chordata; Mammalia; Primates; Lorisidae
Gene: LAMP1
Product: lysosomal associated membrane protein 1
Exons: 9
Coding region: 481-1719 (412 amino acids)
Cellular component (GO): membrane
Source: RefSeq, a predicted model, not a curated record
AGGAGAGCCGGGCCUCACUCCAGCCUCCGCACUUUCUCCGAGCACUUUCCCCUCAGCGGUUCCUCUCCUUCCUUUCCCAGGGCCCCAACCUAUUUCCCUUUCUUACGCCAGCGGCAGCUCAAGGGGCUGCCCCUCCGGAUCACAUGGGCCAGCGGUCACGUGCUGCGCUGGGUCACGAGCCAAGGAGGGCGCAGGACGCCGCGGCGUCUGGGGGAGCUGGUCGCGGCCCCGUGCGCGCUCUCGCGAGAUCCGAGGUGUCACGUGACCACCGGGCGCGGCGCCGCUCACGUGCCUGGCGCUGCCGGCCGCGGGGUCUCUUUGGAGCCGGCGCCGCAGCGGUCGGGCCUUCUAGAGUCGGUGGAGUCCGCCGCCGCCAUUCAUAGCGCCCCGGCCCCGCGCCUCUCCUGCCUUCGUCCCCGGCCGUGCGCGACCCAACCGCCGUCCGCCCGGCCCUCGCACCGGCCUCGGCCGCCUCGCGCCAUGGCGGUCCCCGGCGGCGCCCGGCGGCCGCUGCUCCUGUUGCUACUCGGCCUCCUGCACAGUGCACUGGCAAUAUUUGAGGUGAAAAAUGGCAACGGGUCAGUUUGCAUAAUGGCCGACUUCUCAGCUGCCUUCCAGAUGAACUAUGACACUAAGAGCGGCUCAAAGAAUAUAACCUUUAACCUGCCACCAACUGCAAAAGUGUUAAACAGCAGCAGCUCUUGUGGUAAAGAGAACACUUCUGACCCCCGUCUUGUGAUUGCUUUUGGAGGAGGACAUAAACUGACUUUCAAUUUCACAAGAGAUGCAGACCACUACAGUGUUCAGCGCCUGAGUUUUGUGUAUAACUUGUCAGACACACAUAUUUUCCCCAAUGCAAGCUUCAAGGAUGCCAAGACUGUGGAAUCCGUAACUGACAUCAAGGCAGACAUAGAUAAAAAAUACAGAUGUGUUAAAGGCACGCAGGUGCACAUGGGCAAUGUGACCCUCACUCUCCGUGAGGCCACCAUCCAAGCAUACCUUUCCAACAACAACUUCAGCAAGGGAGAGACACGCUGUAAGCAGGAUGGUCCUUUCCCGACCACAGCACCACCUGUGCCACCCAGCCCCUCGCCCUCGCCAGAACCUGAGAGCCCCUCAGUGGAAAAGUACAACGUGAGUGGCAGCAACGGGACCUGCCUGCUGGCCAGCAUGGGGCUGCAGCUGAACCUCACCUACGAGCGGAAGGACAACAAGACUGUGACUCGAGUGUUCAACGUCAACCCGAACAAGACCUGGGCCAAUGGGACUUGUAGCUCCAGUCAAGUGACCCUGGACCUGCGGAGUGAGGACAUUGCCCUCCUGGUCUUCCAGUUUGGGAUGAAUGCAAGUUCUAGCCGGUUUUUCCUGCAAGAAAUCCAGUUGAACAUGACUCUUGCCGACGCUCGAGACCCCCACUUCAGAGCUUCCAAUGGCUCGCUCAUGGCGCUACAGGCCACCCUGGGCAAUUCCUACAAGUGCAAUGCCCAGGAGCAUGUUCAGGUCACGAAGGCAUUUUCUGUCAAUAUCUUCAAAGUCUGGGUCCAGGCCUUCAAGGUGGAAGAUGGCAAGUUUGGAUCUGUGGAGGAGUGUCUGCUGGAUGAGGAUAGCAUGCUGAUCCCAGUGGCCGUGGGGGGCGCCCUGGCCGGGCUGGUCCUAACAGUGCUCAUCGCCUACCUCGUUGGCCGGAAGAGGAGCCACGCCGGCUAUCAGACAAUUUAGGCUGCUGCUUGCACAGAUGCGGCAGCCGCAGGGUCUGUAUUCCCCUGGGCUGAGGGCGUGUUGGCGGGAGGCACACUGUUGUUCAAAUCUGCUUUAUCAAAUGUGAAGUUCAUCUUGCAACAUUUACUAUGCACAAAAGAGUAACUAUUGAAAUGACGGUGUUAAUUUUGCUAACUGGGUUAAAUAUUUUGCUAACUGGUUAAAUGUUAAUAUUUACCAAAGUAGAACUUGAGGGAGAGAAGAGUGCUUUUCUCAGCCGGCUCUGGCUGCACUAUCAUUUGACACUUUACGAUUCUGGUGUUUGGUUCUUCACUCUUUACUCAGAUUUAAGCCUCACAAGGGACAUUCUCUGGUCCUCACGCUUAGGACCUGUGAAGGUUGGCUAAUUGUUAGGCUGAUGCGCUUAAGAAAUUAAAAAUAGUAGGGACGAAAAAUCUUGAAACAGAAGUACUUCAAAAGAUGAACAUCUGGAAUGCUUAAAUUAAGCUUUAAGGCCAGGAGGGGCUGGCCCUGGGUGGCAGCAAGGGGGUGUUGGGAAGGCACUCUGUGUGUCCUCUGGUGUCUCCAUCUUGCCACUCAAGAGCUGGCACUUUUUUAAAUAUAAAAAUAGGUGUUGUUUUUAUUUACUUUUUUUGUAAAGUGGUUUUCAGUCUUCUGUUUGGCAUUCAGGGUGAUCCCUUUCUGCGCUGUGUACAAUGAUAGAUAAUUCACUCCUGAUUUACCUGCUGUGGCUUGGGUGGGUUGUACACUGAGGACCGGCUCCAUGUGACGCGUUGCCUGUAACAAUGCUAAUAAAAACCUGUCUUUUUGUCUA